GCAUUCAGUCAGGCAUAUUAACCAAUGACUUAAAUUCUGCCAAGUCACUGGUUUUCCUGGCUAGCUCAGGCAACCCAUUCCAUGCUCUAAUAGCACUAGGGAAGAAGGAGUAUUUGUACAAAUUUGUCCUAGCAUAUGGGAUGAGUAAUGUGCCUUUCCUUUAUCUUUGUGUCUUUCUGAGUAUUUUAUUUAAUUUUGUUUUUGAAGAUUAUGGUUUAGUGUUUUAUGUAUAAUUGCUACUUUACUUUUGCGUCUUCUGUCCUGAAGGCUUUCUAAAUUUAGUGAUUUAACUAAUGGUGUUACUCUAGUCCAGUGAUGCUCAGCCUAAUUUGACCUGCGGGCCAUUUUAACUUUCGACAUGCGUGUCACAUCAAUAAAAAGGUACAAAAUAUGAAAAAAAAAUUCAUCUGAAACUAUUUGAAACUAUUGAAUAUAGUACUUACAUUUUUUAAUGGGAUGUUUAAAGGUACCCAUCAAAAAAUGUCUUCAUUUCUGUACUUAAAAUUUGAGCAACAUUGUAGCUACCUUUACCACCAACUUAUUUUCUCAUUUUGGUAAAUAUUUUCAUCGAUCCUCCAAUCUCUAGGCGUAGUUUAACCAAUUUUUUAUAAGCGGCUCAUAUCAAGAAGGCCUUGAUAUUUUUUUUUUAAUUCCGCUGUAUAUGACUAAUAUGUUGUUGUUUUUGAAACAGCCAGACUUUCUUUACAAAACAAAUAUGCUGGCUUAUUAUCAUUUUCUACAAAAAAGGUCCAUUCACCUUUCCUGGAAGAUUCUACAUUCAGAUUUCCAUUUCAUAAACUCAUAAACGCACAAUCAUUAAAGGUCAUGGUACCAAUCCAUCAGAGAAAAAGUGAGGGCCCUAACGAAAGUAAAGAUACAUUUUCAACCUUUUUGAAAAGGGGGAGGGAGGAUAUUUUACUUUUUGUGCCUAUGUUUCGGUGGGCCGGAUGGAACCAAGAACCGGCCCGCGGGCCGUACUUUGGGCAUCACUGCUCUAGUCAAAUGUGAAUAUUUGUUUGUUAUGAAUCUCACUGCUCUAUUUUGUGUCUGUUCCAGUUUCUUAAUGUUUUCUUGAGUUGAGGGGGUCCCAAACAGAGGAUGCAUUAUAUUCUAUCAUUGGCCUAACCGAGAAUGAGCAUAAUUGCAUAAAAACUACAUUUAACUAUAAAAAAUGCCAUGAAAAAUGUCUUUAAAAAAGUGAAAAAAAAAAAUGUGAAAAAGCAUCUUUCUUAGAAAAACUCAGAGGAACUGCUUCUACCAUGGAGGGCAUGAAACAUGACUUUAUUAAUGAUCUUAAACCUAUUGUGAAAAUUGAGAAGAUAGAUUGGUCAUUAUACUCAAAGUUGAGAGACUACAAUUACAAGUAUCAAACUUCUGAAAAUACACAGACAUCCGAAGAAAAAAUGCAUUCAAUGUCAAUGAUGGAUGACUUGAAACAAGACUCUACCAAUGAUCUCUUCAAUGUUAUGAAAAAUGAGAAGACAGAAUUUUCUUUCCAUCCAGACACAUUAGAAUAUAGCUUCGUUGUUCAAACCUUGGAAUCGAUUUUAUCAGAAGAGACAGAGCAACAAAUAAAUCAAAGUCAAGAUAUGUCUUCAAACCAAGAUAAACCUAGAAACUCUCCUAACAAAGAUGUGCGUGCUGGAAACCUUGAAGAUGAAGAACAAAAUAGUUCAAAUGUAAAUAGAAUGCUCCAGCUGGUUUCUGCUGAAAAAUCAUUCUCUACUUCAUCAAUCUCUAAGAACCAUGAAUUAAUGCAUUGCUUUAAAAAAACAUUUAAGUGUGACUUAUGUCAAAAACAAAUGUUUUAUAAAUGUAAUUUGAAAGUUCACCUGGCACUUCAUUGUGGAAUAAUAUUAUUCGAAUGUCAUAUUUGUCACAAAGGAUUUAGUUCUGCCACUAGUUUAAAGAACCAUGAGAUGAUUCAUUCUAAAAAAAAGCCUUUUCAGUGUCAACUUUGUCAAAAAGAAUUCACCAAAUCCUCAACUUUAAAACAACAUGAAAUUGUUCACUCUGACAAAAAGCAAUUCCAAUGUCAAAUUUGUCACAAAGAAUUUGCUUAUUCCUCAAAUUUAAAACACCAUGAGAUUAUUCAUUCUGGUAAAAUGCCAUUUAAUUGUAAAAUUUGUCACAAAGGAUUCACUCAUGCCUGUUUUUUAAAACAGCAUGAGAUGAUUCAUUCUAAUAAAAAGACAUUUCAGUGUAAAAUUUGUCGAAAAAAAUUCUUUAUGUCUUCAAAUUUAAAAAGGCAUGAGAUAACUCAUUCUGAUAAAAAGACAUUUAAAUGUGAAAUUUGUCAAAAAAAAUUCAGCCAGUUCUCAUAUUUAAAACAGCACGAGGUCCUUCAUUUGGACAAAAAACCAUUUCAAUGUUACAUUUGUCAUAAAGAAUUCAAUAGAUCCUCAGCGUUAAAAAAGCAUGAAAUGAUUCGUACUUUUUCAUUAACUUUUAAGGACCAUGAAUUAAAUCAUUCCUUUAGAAAAACAUUUAAGUGUGAUUUGUGUCAAAAACAAUUGUUGAGUAAAAAUUCUUUAAAAGUUCAUCUUACACUUCACUGGGGAAGAGAACUAUUCAAAUGUCCCAUUUGUCAGAAAGAAUUCUUAAGCUCAAGAGGCUUAAAAGAGCAUGAGGUAAUACAUUCUGGUAAAAAUCCAAUUAAAUGUCAAAUUUGUCAAAAAGAGUUCACUAGAUCCUCACAUUUAAAACAGCAUGAGAUGAUUCAUUCAGGUGAAAAACCAUUUAAAUGUCAAAUUUGUCAAAAAGAAUUCAAUCAGUCCUCAAAUUUAAGAAAGCAUGAGAUGACUCAUUCUGAUAAAAAGCCAUUUCAGUGUACAAUUUGUCCAAAAAAAUUCACUUGUCCCUCAGAUUUAAAAAAGCAUGUAAGUAUUCAUUCUGAUAAAAAGCCAUUUCAAUGCCAAAUUUGUCAUAAAAAAUACUCUCAGUCCUCAAAUUUAAAACACCAUGAGAUAAUUCAUUCUGGUAAAAAGCCAUUUCAAUGUAAAAUUUGUCAAAGAAGAUUCACUCAUUCCAGUUAUUUAAAACGGCAUGAGAUAAUUCAUUCUGGUAAAAAGCUAUUUAAAUGUCAAAUUUGUCAAAAAGAAUUCACUUAUUCCACAAAUUUAAGACAGCAUGAGAGGAUUCAUUCCAGUAAAAAGUCAUUUCAAUGUCAAAUUUGUCAAAAAGAAUUCAAUCAUUCGACAAAUUUAAAAAAGCAUGAGAGGAUUCAUUCUGGAGAAAAGCCAUUUAAGUGUAAAAUAUGUCAAAAAGAAUUUGCUCGACCCUCAGAUUUAAAACAGCAUGAGUUUAUUCAUUCUGGUAAAAAGCUAUUUAAAUGUCAAAUUUGUCAAAAAAGAUUCACUCAAUCCUCAACUUUAAGAAAGCAUAAGAUGAUUCAUUCUGGUAAAAAGUCAUUUGAGUGUAAAAUAUGUCAAAAAAGAUUUACUCGAUCCUCAGAUUUAAAAAAGCAUGUGAUGAUUCAUUCUUGUAAAAAAAAACAUUUAAAAGUUAAAUCUGUCAAUAAGAAUGUACUCAAGCCAUCAGUUUAAAAUAGCAUGAGCUGAUUUUAAUGUUUUACCUUUACCUAUCCCUUAGUCUGUUGGGGCACCAAGCAAGACUUGUUGACCAUCUUUCUCCAUUCCUCCCUGUCUUUUGCCUUGUUUAAAACCUCUAUCAAUGGUAGGUCCAUUCUUUUAUGUUGUCCUCCCAUAGCUUUCUCUGUCUGCCUCUUCUUCUUUUUCCCGGUACUGUAGGAAGGUCUUAGCGAGCCCCGUAGAUCUUGUAAUAUGGCCAUAGAUUUUAAGGUUGUGUUUUUUUACAAUAGUUAGCAGGUCAUCAUGGCGUCCGAUUGCGGCAGUAACCCUCUUAUCUCUUGGUUUGUGAUGCUAGUAUGAAAUUUUAAUGUUACAUAUAUAGAAAAAGAAUUCAUUCUCUCUUUAACUUUCAAAGUUGAUUCUCUCUGGUCUGAAGCCGUUCUAAUGUUCCAUUGUCUGCUUGAAUACCUUUAUAUCUCUCAAAGUGCUAGUGGAAAAAAAAAACAUUAACAAUAGCUCCAAGUGCAAGUGGAAUGAAAUAAUUUUUCUGUUCAUAAUUUUGUAACAUAUUAAUUAGGAGACUAUUUAUUUGGAUAAAAGAUCAUUGAAAUGCUAAAUGUGAUUAGGAAUUAAAUGUUUUUCUAAAGGAAUGAUUUAAUUCAUGGUCCUUAAAAGUUAAUGAAAAAGUAUACUCCUAUAAUAUAUGCACCAGCAAAUAAUGGUAACGGGACGAGGCGAGGUAAAUAAAUGUUUCUUUUUUAAACACUUUUUACUCAUUAGUUGUUUAAAGAAAAACAAUUCGCUCUAUAAGUUGUAUACACAAUAUAUAGUACAUUAGUGUUUUUUGUUUUGUUUUGUUUUUCUUUAACUUUUAUGAUAUUUUGGUAACAAUCACAAGCUUUUGAUUUGUAUAUUACAUUGUGUUAAUGAUGUGACAUUUCAUCAGAUUUUCUUAAUAUUUUUUUUUUUUAAAUUGCUAAAUAAAUUUUGUACUGAUCAAAUAAAGUAUUUUAUAACA
Messenger RNA from Biomphalaria glabrata, 4548 nucleotides. Its product is annotated as zinc finger protein 99-like. The coding region runs from base 1260 to 3545 and encodes 761 amino acids. The record is from RefSeq and is a predicted model, not a curated record. The transcript is spliced from 4 exons. Gene Ontology annotation, molecular function: DNA-binding transcription factor activity; RNA polymerase II cis-regulatory region sequence-specific DNA binding. Gene Ontology annotation, biological process: regulation of transcription by RNA polymerase II. NCBI's taxonomy places the organism in Eukaryota, Metazoa, Mollusca, Gastropoda, Planorbidae.